AUGCCUGAAGUUCUUUCCUCAGGAAGUGGAAGUUUUUUUGUUGAUGGGCCUGGUGGAAUAGGAAAAACAUUCCUUUAUCAUUCCUUUCUUGCAACGCUUAGGUCUAGUGGCCACAUAGCGAUAACUGUUGUUUCAUCUAGUGUGGUUGCUUCUAUUGUUCCAGGAGGACAGACUGCCUACUCACGAUUUAAAAUUCCCUUAGAUGUUUCCGCAAACAAAAUUUGUCAAAUUAGCAAACAAAGCUCUAUUGCAAGACUGAUCAUGCUUGCUAAACUAAUUCUCUGGCAUGAAGCGUCCAUGACUAAAAAAGAUACUAUUGAGGCAUUUGACUUGCUACUAAAGAAUGUCAUGGAUUCUGAUAAACCUUUUGGAGGAUCAGGGAUAUCAUUAAGAUUUCCUGAAUUCUUUGAAUCCAAAAGGGUUGCCCCCCAAUUAGUCUUAAAGGAAAACUGUCCAAUCAUUCUCCUUAAGAACCUAAAUCCCACAGAGGGAUUGUGCAAUGGAAUAAGGCUUGUUUGCAAACAGCUUAGACAACAUGCCCUUUGUGCAAAAAUUGCAGUAGGCCAACAUCAAGGCAAGAGAGUGAUCCUGUCUAGAAUUCCUCUUCAAACAUCUGAUAAUGAAAAAAAUGGCAUUCCAUUUAAACGCACACAGUUUCCAGUGAAGCUGUGUUUUGCCAUGGCCAUCAAUAAGUCGCAGGGCCAGACAUUAGAUCGGGUUGGUAUUUAUCAACAUGAACCCGUGUUCUCACACGGACAGUUAUAUGUUGCUUUGUCUCGCUCUAAAAUGGCUAGUGCAGUUAAGGUCCUCAUAAUGCCACCAACCUUUUAUGAUGCUAAUAUUGUGCUUGAAUCUAAAACAAUGAAUGUUGUCUAUCGUGAAAUCCUUGAAUUAGCUGCUAAAUGA
This is a messenger RNA of Coffea arabica (coffee), 906 nucleotides long. The record is from RefSeq and is a predicted model, not a curated record. Lineage: Eukaryota; Viridiplantae; Streptophyta; Magnoliopsida; Gentianales; Rubiaceae.